Molecule: messenger RNA, 1480 nt
Organism: Leguminivora glycinivorella
Lineage: Eukaryota; Metazoa; Arthropoda; Insecta; Lepidoptera; Tortricidae
Product: protein phosphatase 1 regulatory subunit 36-like
Exons: 1
Coding region: 123-1433 (436 amino acids)
Biological process (GO): negative regulation of phosphatase activity
Molecular function (GO): phosphatase binding
Source: RefSeq, a predicted model, not a curated record
AGGUGGUUUACAUAUUUUAUAGUUUAUUUACAAUUUAUGCAUAUAUUAUGUACAUGGAGUGAGUCGACAAAAAAUAAGAAAAUUGGUUAGGGGUAAUACAGAUUACAGACAUAAAUACUAUUAUGGAAGAGGACGAUAUUUCCAUCAGCCCCUACGAUGAUGGAUCUUGGGAGUGGGACGACGCUAAUAACAGACUCGAGUUUAAAAGCAACAUCAAUGAAGAGUCCCAGACUGUUCCAACAGAUCGAGUCUACGCCUCCAACAUAUUGAAAUCCUUAGAGUUCUCCGACAGUCCCGACUUAUACGAUAUACUUAGAUUUGAAAAGCGUUAUCAAAGGCAAGUCAAAGAUAAUGGCAUUGACGUAGUGACGCUGCAAGAUGUUAAAGAUGUAGUACUAUUUUCGGCAUCGCCGCAAUUUAUCACCAUUCCUAUAGUUAAAAUACUACAUUUGCCAGCGACUGAACGCCUCCUCAGAGCACUCAUAUUUUACUGUCAGUACUACCUGCAAGUUGAAGAAACCCUCAGCCUCCGCUCUUUAGAAAAGAGGCUUCCAUCCAGUAACAGCAUUGCAUACGAAAAAGAGCUAAGCGAAGACUUACAGGACAUGCGAUUCCUUAUAGCAAAAGAAUACAGCACUAUGAUUUUAGGCGGUGACCGAUUCGACAAAUACCAUCACAUGGGGACUAAGAAAACCCUUUCUGCACCUAUACGAGACGCUGUAUUCUACGAAACUUUCUUCCGUCUGAUCACACAGAUAGUUUGGAUAGCUCUCGGUCGGAAAUCUGGCAAGGAUAUCGAAGUUGAAAUCAAUCGACUGUUUAAAUCGGAUAGAUUUAAUUUUGCAGAACAUAAAUACAAUUUUCGAGCAGGUAAAAACGUCCAUGAGCAAUUGUUAAUGUCAGGGGGAUGUGUACGAAGAGAUCGAUUAUUGAAAACGGAGUCACCUUUGAUAAAUGAAAUUUUCUGUCAACGGCCAAUUGCGUACCGCAUGUCAGGAAUAGGCGUCGUGAAGUAUCCAAACUUGACGCCUAGGCUGAGGUAUUUUAAGCGCGUCUUAAUUUUACCAGAGGAGGAGUUCCAGGUAGUCGGAAUAACUGUAGGUAUCCUCGGCCUGUCCAGAAAACUUUUUGAUCCAAUGUUGAAGGAAACGAAACAGAAAAAACAACCAAGGUUAGGAUCUUUAUCUAGAAAAAUGUCUAAAGUUUCAGUCAGUACAGCAUCCGCCGCUCCUACAAUGCUCUUCCCAGAUAUUAAUCUGCCUAAAAAGUCUGACGUACAGGAGUUUGGGGACGAGCUCCCUGGCGAAACUUACUCUCCAAAACCGAUCGAUACUGUACAGAAAAUGAAAUGGUUACAAAAAGUUCGCAAGCGUCUUCAUCGAAAACGAGAAUUAGAAGCAAAUCUUAUGAGAAGACGGUCUAUUGUUCACUGAAAUGUACUUUCUGUUACACAUUUAAAUAUACAGAAGUCCUAACCAGA